Diorhabda carinulata is the source of this 2695-nucleotide messenger RNA. RefSeq names its product GTP cyclohydrolase 1 (gene Pu). Gene Ontology annotation, cellular component: cytoplasm. Gene Ontology annotation, biological process: tetrahydrobiopterin biosynthetic process; tetrahydrofolate biosynthetic process. Lineage: Eukaryota; Metazoa; Arthropoda; Insecta; Coleoptera; Chrysomelidae. The record is from RefSeq and is a predicted model, not a curated record. The coding region runs from base 110 to 880 and encodes 256 amino acids. The transcript has 4 exons. Gene Ontology annotation, molecular function: GTP cyclohydrolase I activity; zinc ion binding; GTP binding.
UCAGAUUCUAGCUCGCGUCCGUGGAAGGUUUGAGAAACUUUUCCCCUACACUUAACACUACACGUGAACGAGUGAAAGUAUAAUUUGAAAAAAAAAAUAUAUAUAUAUCAUGGCUACAAUAAAUGGAGAUCAGUGUAAUAAUACCAAGGCGAAAAAACCAAGACCUUUAUUAGCUAGAACUUGGUCAGAUAAUUAUGAAAUAAAGGAUGUUGAGAUACCCGGAUCGCCUCAAACACCUAGAACUUCUACUACUCCAGGUCAUGAGAAUUGCACAUUCCACCACGAUCUAGAGCUUGACCAUCGACCUCCAACUAGAGAAGCUAUGCUGCCAGAAAUGUCUAGAGCUUACAAGCUGCUUCUGGGUUCACUUGGAGAAAAUCCGGAUCGACAAGGAUUGUUGAAAACGCCUGAACGAGCUGCGAAAGCCAUGCUAUUUUUCACGAAAGGUUAUGACCAAAGUCUCGAAGAGGUUCUUAAUGACGCUAUCUUUGACGAGGACCAUGAUGAAAUGGUUGUAGUAAAAGACAUCGAAAUGUUUUCUAUGUGCGAACACCACUUGGUGCCUUUCUAUGGUAAGGUCUCCAUUGGAUACUUGCCUUGCGGAAAAAUUCUGGGACUUAGUAAAUUAGCUAGAAUCGUUGAAAUUUAUUCCAGAAGGUUGCAAGUUCAAGAGAGAUUAACUAAACAAAUAGCUGUAGCUGUAACCAAAGCUGUUCAGCCUGCGGGUGUAGCUGUAAUAGUGGAAGGAACACAUAUGUGCAUGGUUAUGCGAGGAGUCCAAAAGAUAAACAGUAAAACUGUUACUUCUACAAUGUUAGGCGUUUUUCGAGACGACCCUAAAACCAGAGAAGAAUUUUUAAAUUUAGUUCAGUCUAAGUAAUUUUUAUGAAGAUAUAUCUAAUCGUUUUGACCACAGGGUAUAAUUGAAAAAUUCAAACUUAACAGUAUUGGAGGUUGAAACUCCCCCAAAAAAGAAUUUUGAUUAGGAUAUGAACCCACAUUCUUUUUUUACGUUUUAAUGUAUCUCAAAAUAACACUAAAUAAAUAAGGCAACAGAAAACCAGUAUUGUAUGUUUUUAAGGCGAUACUAUUAGUUGGAAAAUAUAUUCCAACUAACUUUUUUAGAGAAAAUAAGGUAGUUAGAUAUUAAUUUAUUCUAGAAAAUCUGAUUUAUAUUAUUGAUGUAAAGGGCAAGUCAAAAUUCCAGUUUACCUUCAAACGAUAACUUGGUUAUCGAAUCGCGCGUCAAACAGUGUAUUUGUUGUGUGGUGUAAACAGUGUAUUCAGUAUGAAUAUCGCCAAUGGUUCAGGAAAUUCCAACUUCCUGUUAUUUUGAAAACUGAAUAUUAAAGAUUGUGAAGGACAUUGCCAAUAAUUCUAAAUAGUAUAUUAAAUAAAUCCUGAUACAAAUUUUGUCAUUGUUUAUUAAUACUCAAAUUUAAUGUUUAAAUUGAGGAUCUACUGUCAUAAUUGCUAAAAGUGCACUCCAUUUACUUACAGUGAAAUAACCCCAAUACCUAUAAUCUAUAAGAUGUUAUCUUUCGUAAUUGUUCAAAUGUGUCUGCGGAAAUAGCCGGAAAUAAGUUGUGCUGAAACGUAAAUAUUUUAAGUUCACUGACGUAAACCGUAGAUUUAAGGAAAAACUAAAGGUUUGAGGUUCGACUAUCGAGUUGACCAUUCCAUUAAACUCAUUACAAUAUUCCUCACCCGUCUUACUUUAUCAUAUACAUGUAUGUGAGGAUUUGCGUCACUGUAUUCACAUUUUCAUUCAUAUAGAAAAGCUUACGCCACUAAAAGAAAUUGUUUCGACAAUAUCUGGUUGUUGGUUAAUUUCAUAUUAUUACAAAAUGUUAUUACUCAUCCAUUCUAAAUUUUAAUUGGUAAAAUUUGUUUUUCUUACAAAAACUAUACUGUGACUGACUUCACAAGUAAAUGUAACUUGAAUUGUUGAAGAAGUAGUAUUAACUAUUACUUUACAAUCAAUAAUAAUCAGUUUCUAACUUUUACUAAGUUAUGUAUAAUCGUUCAAAGAUAAGAAGGGGUCUUUUGAAUAACACUAUAUAGGGUGUUCAGAAGUAAUAUCUAGUAUAAGUGAUUCUCCAAGUUAUCUAUUGCGUUAUGGAUAUACAGAAUAUUGAUAUUUUUGCAUGACAAAUUAUUCGUAUCACCAUUGCUUAUUUCAGACAGACAGUCUGUUUAAAUCCGAUAUGCAGAUCUAAUUUGUGUCCUCAACUUUUAUUUUCCAUAAUUUCUAUGAAAAACAAUGUGGUUCAUGGAGAUUGCAACAUCCCCCUCCCAUACAAAUAAACUUCAAAUUUCUCCAGCACAUCGCCUUAUGACCUUUUCUGUAAAACGAAUUUUACAUAUUUUUUAAACUGUGACUAAUUUAUUUGCUGUGGACUUUUUCUCUCAAAGCUGUCCAUAAAUUAGGUAUCAUAAAUAAAAUACAUAAUAAAAAAUGUUUACAGGAAUUUUUUUAUCUUAAUCAAGACGAUGAAUAAAUGAUAUAUUUCUUUUAAUCUUUGAAACACCUGUUUUUAAAAAAGAUAUUUUCGAUAUUUUAAGAAAUAAUUUUUAUUGUCUACUUAUAUCUGUUUUGUUUAUUGCAAAAUUAUUUUUAUACAUAUUCUGUAAAUAUACGUUUAUUUGUUUAUAUUGUAUGAAAUUUUUUCGAAUAAAUACUUUAUUUAGUUUU